Messenger RNA from Mangifera indica (mango), 552 nucleotides. Its product is annotated as NAC domain containing protein 50-like. The coding region runs from base 1 to 552 and encodes 183 amino acids. Gene Ontology annotation, molecular function: DNA binding. The transcript has a single exon. NCBI's taxonomy places the organism in Eukaryota, Viridiplantae, Streptophyta, Magnoliopsida, Sapindales, Anacardiaceae. Gene Ontology annotation, biological process: regulation of DNA-templated transcription. The record is from RefSeq and is a predicted model, not a curated record.
AUGGCCUCCAUGCAAAUUCCAGAAAACUUUACUGCGAUUAUUCCCGGCUUAAGGUUUCGUCCAAGUGAUGAUGAAUUAAUUGGUUAUUACCUGCACCGCAAGAUUUUUGGUUGUUUGCCAUUGCCCUGUAAUAUCAUUGUCAAAGUUUGCGAUCUUUAUGGUUCACAAGAACCUUGGGAGAUAUGGGAAUUUUAUAAAAGAAACUUUGAUGACAAUGAAGAUCUUUACUUUUUUACUGCAUUGAAGAAGAAGUCUAGUAUGAGCAAUCGUAUUUCUAGGAAAAUUGGUUCAGGUUCUUGGAUGAGUGAGGAUGCAGCAACAGAAAUUCGAACUGAUGGUAAGGUGAUUGGGUGCAAAAAAAGAUAUAGAUAUGAAAAGAAAGGGUCUGAACAUGAUGGAGGUUGGAUAAUGCAUGAAUAUUCUUUAUUGGGUCAUGGUAAGUAUGUACUUUGUCGAAUUCAAAAGAAUGAUAGACUAGCUAAGAAAAGAGGUUGGGCAAAAAAGACCCACGUCAAUAUGAAGACCCUCCUAAUAGUAGUAGGGAAGAUUUAA